GGAUGUGAAUUGGAAAAAUAUGAUAGAAUUCAAAGUGACAAGUGAUAAUUGCAACAAAAUCUAUUUCAAGACUAGCCAUAAGCAAACAGACUACAGGUCCAUAACCUUGAAAAGAAAUGUUUCCGAUAUUUUAAAAGAAGAGCUGUCUCCUCGGAAUAGCGACCUAUGAAAAAUCACAAAUAAAAAUCUUCUUAUUUUUGUUCUCUAUGUUAUUGGAAGAAAUUAUGCUCAUAUUGUCUAAAGUAGUAAAGAUAUAUGAAAUCAAAUAACUGUCGAUAUUCAUUUUGCUUCUACUGAAAAUUCAUAUAAAAUGAGUUACGCCUGUUUGCGGUACGGACGACGA
This is a messenger RNA of Acanthoscelides obtectus, 343 nucleotides long. The record is from the annotation of a GenBank genome assembly. NCBI's taxonomy places the organism in Eukaryota, Metazoa, Arthropoda, Insecta, Coleoptera, Chrysomelidae.